This is a messenger RNA of Effrenium voratum, 1542 nucleotides long. NCBI's taxonomy places the organism in Eukaryota, Dinophyceae, Suessiales, Symbiodiniaceae. The record is from the annotation of a GenBank genome assembly.
AUGGCAAUGCAGAUGGAGGACUCAUCGCCAUUGGUCGGGGACUCCCCGAAUCCCAAGCUGAGCGCAUGGACCCGCCGCGGGCUUCUCAUGACUGGGGGCCUCGUUUUCCUCGGCGCGGUUGGCUUAACUGUGGGCGCCUACGAAGCCAUGAAGGUUCCGGAGAAGAAAGGCUUUGACUGGACUCAAGUGGAGUUCCCGGGCAUGUCGGAUGUGAAGGAGAUCCUGGAGAUGGUUCAGGAGAUCUACCCGGACAAUGGGAACAGCGUCUUCAAGGAGCUGAAGGGCCUGGACGUGGACAACUCGGACCCCAAGAACAUCAAGUUCAAGCUCAAAAAGUCGCAGUACCCCAAUGCCACCAUGCGAUCCUUGCAGGAGGGUCCGGCCACCAUCAGCUACAUGAAGUCUCUGGAGUUCGCCAUGUGUGGCAUCGACGGGUACCAGUCGGCCAUCACCACGGGGCAAAUCGUCACCAACAUCCGUACCUUGACGCAGGUCUGCGAAUCCCCAUACCCGCAGACUCCGGAGCAGCAGGAUUUGUGCGGAGGCAUGGUUUCGCUGAACAUUGCACUUUGGGGCUUCCUGGCGUGCUUCAUCGAGGACAUGGUCUCCAUGUGCGGGCCUACCUUCGACUUGAAUGCAGGCUGCGCCAUCGACAUCACCGGCUUUUUGACCAACUUCGCGCUGGCCUCUAGCGCUGCAGCCGGUAUGAAGGGCAACUGCUUCCCCCCAGGGGGCUACAAGGCCACUACUCCGGCGCCGGACGCGGCCGCCUCCCCACUCAUCCAGGCCAGAAACGUGCAGGCCGACACCAUCCAAGCGAUCAACGACUUUGUGACGAAGCGCAGCAAGGAGCAGGAAGAGCAGCGGAGGAAGGCGAACGAACGCCUGCAGGUGCAGUGGGCUGUGGGCGCUGGCGCACGCCGCCUGGAAGGCAAAGAGUUCCACACCCUCCCAGUGCCAAACGCGCUGAAGACCCAGGAGAGCCUACAGAGCGACGUGGACUACAUGAACGAGCGCGCCCAGGAGACCAUCAAGACCGUUAAGGAGCGCAUGGAGAACCGGGAGGACCUCGACCAAGACACCAUUGACACCAUUCAGAAGGUGAAAACCUACCAAUCCAACCAGGAAGAGAAGCGCUGGAAGGCGGCGGCCUGCGCCUUGGACUCGCAGAAGGCCGCGGCGCGGCUGGCGCAGUUCGGGGUGCUCAUCGCCAUGGCGGAGCAGGACUGCUCCUCGCAAAACUUCGACGCGAAGGGGAACCAGGGGAAGACGAAGUGCGCAAUCGACGUCACCGCGGCCAUUGCUUCGGCGGGGAUUGCAGCGAGUUUGAUCACCAUCAGCGUCAUCAACUGCCCUCAGAGCCUGGAGUUUACCAAGGAAACUGGCGACAGACUGUGCGCCGCAAGCAUCAUCGACUUGGUCACGGCUUCGGCCUACAUUGGGACCUCCAUCGCCAGUGUCCAGGGAACCUGUGGAAGUCUUGACAAGUAUGAAGGUGUCCCUUCGGAGCAUUAUGGGUCAGCUCUGACAGUGAGGCGCUGA